Molecule: messenger RNA, 5283 nt
Organism: Synchytrium microbalum
Lineage: Eukaryota; Fungi; Chytridiomycota; Chytridiomycetes; Synchytriales; Synchytriaceae
Exons: 30
Coding region: 1-5283 (1760 amino acids)
Biological process (GO): transmembrane transport
Cellular component (GO): membrane
Molecular function (GO): ABC-type transporter activity; ATP hydrolysis activity; ATP binding
Source: RefSeq, a predicted model, not a curated record
AUGGCGAUUUCAUUCAUUGGUGUCUUGUUCAAGUAUGCGGAUGGAGUCAAUAUCUUCUUGUUGGUGCUGGGUGUUGUAUUUGCGAUGCUGUCAGGAUCUGUGUUUCCGUUAUAUGUGCAGGUGCUUGGAACCACAGUGAACUCUUCUGUGGCAUACGAAACUGGCCAGCUGAAUGGCCAAAUACAACAAGUCAUUCAAGAUUUCGCGCUCAAGAUGGUGGGACUUGCUGUUCUUGCUUUCGUUUCUGGAUUCUCUGGAACAUUUUGUUGGAUUAUCCAGGCUGAACGUCGUUGUGCUAUAUGGAGAGAGCUGUAUUUUGCUUCCCUUCUCUCACAAGACAUGGCGUGGUAUGAGAAGCAAGAGAUGGGACAAUUGUCGACUAGAAGUGCUUCGGAUGUUAAUCUGAUUGCUGAAGGGACUGGCUUAACAAUUCGCACAUUGAUACACAGCACAACUGCUGUAAUUAUCUCACUUUGCUUGGCUCUAUACACAAGCUGGAGACUUACUCUAGUCCUUCUCGGAACGCUCCCGCUACCAGUCGUUGGAUAUAUGCUUGUAUGGCGCUACCUCUACAGAAACGUUCGGAAACUACGUGAUGCCACCGCCAAAUCUGGAGCCGUCGCAACGGAGGCUUUACAAAACAUGACUACCGUCAUGUACAUUAACGCUCAGCUGAACGUCAUCCAUCGAUACGCAGCCCCGCUGAAGAGGACGUACCGAAUGUUACGAAACACAAUAUCAGCACAAGCAAUCUCCGUCUUAAUCGUCACUAUCUUCUUCUUCGGGCUACGAGCACCCAUACUUUAUUAUGCUGGCAGUCUUGUGCUUAACAAUAAUUUAAAGUAUGGAGAUGCGCUGUCGACGUUCUUUCAGAUUGCUUUUGCAGCAAUCUUCUUUGGUAAUAUCCUGAGCACCAUACAGACGAUAAGUAAUUCGGUCGAGGCUGCUCAGAAGGUCGUGGAAGUUAUUGAGCAUACCUCGGAUUUAGAUGUUAAUGGUGAAGAGGGGUAUUUUAUUAGUCAAAUCACUCUUGGGAUAGAGUUUAGAGAUGUUACGUUCAGAUACCCAUCACGUCCUGAAUUGCUAGUGCUACAGGAUUUCAACCUCACGAUUCGACCAUCACAGAAAAUCGCCCUCGUUGGGCAAAGUGGAGCAUCCAAGAGUACAAUACUUCAGCUACUCUUACGAAUGUACGAGUUUGAGAAUGGGGAAAUUCUUAUUGACGGCGUGAGCAUUCGAGACAUUAAUGUGAAGAGUCUUCGCCAGUGCAUUGGGGUAGUCAGUCAAGAACCAGUUCUCUUUGACGCAACUCUAUACGAGAACGUUUCCUUUGGAGCUUCCCAAGGUCAAUUUAUCGAUUCACCAGACGUGUCUGCAGCGCUCGCAGCUGCUCAUGCUCUCGAAUUUGUCUCGAAACUGCCUGAUGGGCUCCAUACUUUUCUGAAUGGUGGAGUGACGCUCUCUGGUGGUCAAAAACAACGUAUUGCGCUGGCUCGCGCCAUCAUCAGGAAUCCUCCUAUAUUGUUGCUUGAUGAAGCUACGAGUGCUCUUGACAGUAAAUCAGAGGCAGCAGUUCAAGUAGCUUUAGAGGAACUAGCUCAGAAUAGGAUUACGCUGGUCGUAGCUCAUAGGCUUUCAACCAUAAAGGAUGCUGACUGCAUCAUUGUCAUGAAUAGUGGACAAGUCGUGGAAACCGGCUCUCACUUUGACCUGCUUCAGCGACAAGGCACAUAUGCAGCACUAUAUGCCGCUCAAUCGAUGCAAACAGGAAAUGCAUCGAUAAGGAGUUUUCCCAUAUCCAAGGUCUCCGAUAAUUCGAGUUCUGUCAACUCGCGAUAUGAUGAAAACGAACCUUUGCUUCUAGUGGACGGCAAGGAGGGAGACGAAUUGGCGGAAACCCUGGCUAAACGAAAGUUUCCAUAUGAAUUACUCUUCUCACUGUGUAAACGGGAUCCAUUUUACGUAUCUGUUGCUCUCGUUGGAUCAGUCAUUGAUGGACUGGCAUUCCCAUUGGAAUCUCUACUACUCGGAACCAUAUUCAGAAGCUUUUCACAAGUCGCAUCACUAACAGAACCCAACCUCUUUUAUUACUCCUUCCUCUUCCUGCCGCUGGCCGUCUUUAUCGGAAUUGGCCAUACUUUGGUAUACUGGGGAGUCGAUAUUGCAAGCGAGAAUCUGUCAAAGCGACUACGUUAUAUGACACUACAGAAGCUUAUGGCUCAGGAUAUGUAUUAUUAUGAUUCGCCAGAUACUAGUCCUAAUGUGACUGCAACACGGUUGGCAACUGAUGUCGAGACUGUCAAGGCGGUUGGUGUGGGACUUGUUGGGAAGGUUAUUGCGUUUAUUGUUGCUGUUGGUGCAGGGACGAUUAUUGCGCUGUACUAUGGAUGGAGGUUGGCGCUUUUCAUGGUGGCUGUGUCGCCGAUCUUGCUGCUUGGUGUAGUGUUUGAGCUCAAGGCCAUGUCGGGGUAUCAUGAAGCCAGACGUCGUGUAUUCGCAGCCUCCAGCAGCUUUGCGUCCGACGUGUGUCGAAACAUCAAGGCAGUUACAAUGCUGGGCAACCCAGAAGUGUUUACCGAACGCUAUAAAGAUCUACUACAGCCUGCAUAUCGUACGGGCUUGACGAAGGCAGUAAUAUCUGGACUUGGGUUUGGCGCUUUUCAAACAUCAUUAAUCAUCGUAGUCCUCGCCACAUUCGGAUUCGCAUAUUUCCUAAUCACACGCAACCUCUCCUCAAUUGGUGACAUUAGUAUCGUCAUCAUGGUAAUACUCUUCACAAUCUCCUUCGUCGGAGUCACAAUCAUUGGAAUCGGAAACGUGUCUGAAGGUAGUGCAUCAGCUAUAGCACUUGCAGAUAUCUUGCAAUCUGAAGUGCAGUUAGAUAUCCGAGAUACAAGUGGACGAACAAGGCCUGCUAAACAGUGUGAUAUUUCGUUGAAGGAUGUGGUGUUUACGUUCCCUUCUAGAACACAGUCGAAGGUCUUGAAUCGGCUGAGUGUGGUUAUACCGAAUGGACGGAGGGUUGCGAUUGUGGGUGCUUCUGGAGCUGGGAAGAGCACAAUCGCACUCCUUUUAGCCAGGAUUUAUGAUGUCCAAGCAGGAUCAAUCCAAAUGGACAACACCAGUCUUCCAAAUUGGAACCUGCGAGCUCUUAGGUCGCAUUAUGGUGUUGUUGGUCAGGAGCCUAUACUCUUCAACAUCUCCAUAUUCGAAAACAUUAUUUGUGGGAGUGAUAAAGCGCAAUCUGAGGACGUUUAUCAGGCUGCAAAGGCGGCUAGUAUACAUGAUUUCAUCAGGAGUUUGCCAAAUGGUUAUCAUACAAAAGUUGGUGAAAUGGGAUCGCUUCUUUCCACUGGUCAAAAGCAACGGAUAGCCUUGGCUCGAGCGCUGGUUAGGAAGCCGGCUUGUUUCAUAUUCGACGAGGCUACGAGGUUCGCUCUAGACGCCAAAAGCGAAGCUUCAAUCGAAGAAGCUUUGGCCAAGUUAUCCAAAGGAAUCACGACUGUCGUCAUAUCGCAUAGACUAAGAACAAUUCAAACUUGUGAUCAGAUAUGUGUGGUUGAGGCGGGCCAGAUCGUGGAAGUUGGAACGUAUACCGAGUUGAUUCGCCUUGGAGGUGUUUUCUUCAAAGGCUUGAACGCGCCAAAGAUUCGUAGUGGACUUGUAGCAAAGCCAUCCAGCAUUCCUCAUUUGCGUCGUACUGAGGAAUUCAAGAAGUGGAGAGCUUUGGUGACUUCAACCAUGAAGGAAGAGAUAUCCAGGGUAACUAAUAUAUCGGAGUUUAGAAUAAUUUCUGAAGAAAAUUUCACGAAGUGCAUCGGAUUGCUAUCGGCGCUGGUCUUGCCAGCCUUGAUCUUUGGACCUGUAGUAAUUCCUGAUGCUUAUGCUUAUUUCCUCGCUGGCUAUUAUAUUCUACAAUUGCUAUUCUGGGCAAGAGCAAUCUUCAAUGUCAACGUUUCCUGCACUCGUGUGAAGGAUGCAGUCACCAGAAACAGCUAUUUGGACAAGACGCAGUACCGUCAUAUCUUUAUUAUUCCGAAUUGGCAAGAGGACUUGAAUUGCCUUCGGUAUACUAUGAGACAAUUAGCUAUGCAUCGAUAUGCUGUGAAAUCGUACACUGUUGUAUUGGCUAUGGAAGAACGUGAGGACGGGUAUAAGGUGAAAGCAGAUACGCUGGUCAGCGAGUUUAGUGGAUACUUUCAGAGUAUUCUGGUCACGGUCCAUAAGCUUGUUCCAGGAGAAGUCAAGGGAAAAGGAGCUAAUGUAAACUAUGCGUCAAGGCAGACGCUGAAAAUCCUUACUAGCAGAGGCAUUCCAAUCCAAAAACAAAUGGUGACGGUUUUGGAUGCUGAUUCAGGAGUUCCAGAGCUGUACAUUACUGAAUGUGAACAUGCACUUGCUAAAUCUGCAAGACCGCAAUCGGCGUUUCUAUUGGGAUUCAAUCUGUAUUGUAACAAGUACAUGUCGACGCCUAUCUUCACUCGUGUGCUGGAUGUUACAAUGACCCAGUAUCUUUUAGCUCGGCUGGCAACAGACCAACCGUACAUCAUGUCUAAUUACACGUUCUCCAUGUCUCUGAUUCAAAGAAUUGGAUUUUGGGAUGCUGGUUUUAAAGGGAUUACAGAAGAUUCGCAUAUGUACUGCAAAGUCAUAUUCGAAAGCGGAGGAGACUCUGAGCUGAUACCCAUAUACGUACCAAUCCACUCAUCAUCUGCCAUUGAUGAGUCUGCGUCUUUGUGGAAGCAGAUUCAUGAUCGAUAUCAUCAAGGCAAACGACACUCUCUAGGAAUGAUGGAAUUCGGAUACUCUCUAAAACGCACAAUCGACCUGUGGAACGUAUCAUCCUGGACGUUUCGCAUUCGACAAAUCAACGCUGUGCUGCAAAUCGCUGAAGCAUACUGGAUGAUGCAAGCAUCAGCUCCCUUCUUCUUAUUCGGAUACCCAAUAAUAUGGUUGUGGGGAGGCCCAUUGCUAAACACAUCUCUUGGACUAUGUUUGAAGUGGAUGUGUGCUAUAUGCUAUGUACUUCUGCUUGCUGUGGGAGUCAUUUAUUUUGAGUUUCAUAAAUUCAUGGAAACAACAUAUAACGUUUCGGCAUCAGAACGCCGGUCAGCGUAUGCUGAUAUUGUUGAGCUGCCGUGGAUACCGUUUUCGGUGACGUUGCUGUCGCUAUGUAACAUUGACGCUGGCUGUCGCUUACUUCUGGGGCAAGUGAUUGAGUGGUUCCCAGCACCUAAACCGACCUUCGAGUAUGAGGCUCUAAGACCCCUGUCUGAGGAAUAG